AGGAUUCCCAAAAAGUGGAAAUGGGAAGGUGAUCUAUUUGUUGACUUUGCUAAGAACCAAGCGGAGAAAAUUUGUGAAGUGACGAUCAAGGACGCGACUGAUUCACGCGAUAACGGUGCUCGCAUGAGCUUCAUGAUGGCGCAAACCGAUUCCAUUCGCAUCCAAAAACUCUACAAUGUUACGGAUCUCACACCGGUUUUUCGCGCCUGUGGAGAAGCUCAGCAAUUUGCCAAACUUGAAGCUUCGGAAAAUCAAGAUAGUCAAGCACUGCACGGACUAUUUCGUCAUAUGUCAGUUCAGCGACAGGUUGCUGUUCUCCCGCUGUCAUUGGAUGGCGCAGAACUUGCUCUGCUCUUUGUUUUCAGCCCGUCAUUGGAUGCCCUUUGUAGGUUUUUACGUGUACCAGAGCACCUGCGACAGGAUUCGCAGAACACCCAUGUUUUGGUGACCUUGUUGCCAUGGCUUGUCUCGUCUGCCAAAUACAGCAAAGGAACGACGCGUAAGCGAGUCGAUGAAACCAUACAGCAGCUAUUGACUCCGGGUGGUCAAUCGAAAGACAGCCGUCGUCGCAUACUGAGAGAGGCUGCCAUGGCUAUUGAUCUGCUUUCAAUUCCACGCGAGCUCUUGGAUUUUAUGCAGUUUUCGAACAGGAAAUAUUGUAUCUGGUCCUUCCCAGCCGACGGAGCAGCCUUGAAUCCUGGCUUUGAGACCCGACAACUGAAAUACGUACUGGACAAGACCAAAGCUACGUCAGUUAGCCUUGACGGAGAAGCUCGGGUAAUAUUCAUACAUGUUGGGGCCCUCAAGACUUUUUACGAGCUUUCUGCUGUGGUCACUAAGCGGCGCGACGCGCCAGAAGUUCGUUUUUUCACCUACGGCACACAUGAGUCUGUUCCGUCCAGCAGGUGGGGCAUGCGCGAGAUUUUCCCUUUGGGUGGUAUUGUCACCUUCACACCUUUGGCUAUCGCCGAGGACCCCGUUGGAUGUUAUAAUUUGAUGCGUAACCUCGCGCAGCAUCCUCUCUGGGAAUGUUACCUGAUACCUUCGAUCGUGGGUUUGAGCCAUUCCCUAGCCAUGGACUCGUGCCUUCUUCCCAUUCUGGACCUGGGAGACGCAGGCAGCGUCUCUGUCACGAAAGCGCCUACCAAACAUAGUGAUGACGCCUGGAUUGUCAACACCUUUGAGAAACAACUGUUGGGAGUAGAAGAUGUGUUGCGAGAGUGCAUUGAGAGUUCGAUGGAGCGCUUCGCUCAAUGCAGCGAAUCUGACAUCCUGGUUGAAGCCGACCGGGAGAUUUCUCAGGAUCUCAUCAAUAUGGAGCUGCAGCCCACGUUCAUGGACAAUUACCGCCGAUUUGUUGUUAUCAGAGCUGCGUCCGAUGAGACUCGCAGCCCUCCUGAAGGCGGAUUGGGGUGGUCUUCGAUAUCAAACUUCGCAUUUAAGGAUGAUUACUUCCUUGGAUCAUAG
Suillus subalutaceus is the source of this 1467-nucleotide messenger RNA. RefSeq lists its product as uncharacterized. The annotation marks the transcript as partial. The transcript is spliced from 5 exons. The record is from RefSeq and is a predicted model, not a curated record. NCBI's taxonomy places the organism in Eukaryota, Fungi, Basidiomycota, Agaricomycetes, Boletales, Suillaceae.